UAUCAGCACAACAAUAAUAAGAUAUCCUUUCCUUCCAUGAAAAGCUCCUCAAAGAGAUAGGAGCAGAAGCAGAGAGAGAUGGGUUUUCCUCCGAAAUUAGCUGUAACCAUGGUGAUUGGGUUAUUUGGGGUGUUCUUCAGUCUGGUAUCAAGUGAUCCUAACACAAAGGUGGAAAAAGUUCUGUGCAAUUCAGGUGUGUACUCAAAGGGAGAUCCUUUUGGUAUUAGUUUAGACUAUGUCAUUACAGAUCUUGAGAGUUCUACACCCACAGACAAGGACUAUGAUUACCGCAACAUCUCUCCUUAUCCAAAUUCUUAUGCAUAUGGUCAUGCUGCUUGUAACAAGAAUCUUACAACCUCAGACUGCUCCACAUGUCUCGGUGCUGCUGAAACAGCCAUGUUUGGUUCUUGUCAGAGCCGGAUUGGGGCUCGUUCGGUGCUCACUGAUUGUACAAUGAGGUAUGAGCAAUACCCAUUUGAUGAUUGAUUUGUUUGUGGUCUCUUGUCUGUUUGUCUUUUGGUGUAAUGAAGGUUUUCCUCCGCCAUAAGUGAGAUCUGUUAAUAAAAUUCUCAAGAUGGAAGAACACUUCCACUCAAAAUCUCAA
Tripterygium wilfordii is the source of this 604-nucleotide messenger RNA. Its product is annotated as antifungal protein ginkbilobin-like protein. The transcript has a single exon. NCBI's taxonomy places the organism in Eukaryota, Viridiplantae, Streptophyta, Magnoliopsida, Celastrales, Celastraceae. Gene Ontology annotation, cellular component: plasmodesma. Bases 79 to 486 code for a protein of 135 amino acids. The record is from RefSeq and is a predicted model, not a curated record.